CUGCAUAUCGCCUCGGCCAACGGCUACCUGGAGGCUGCGGAGUUGCUGCUCGAACACAAAGCCAGCAUGAGUGUCCAGGACAACGACGGGUGGCAGCCCCUCCAUGCAGCCGCUUGCUGGGGCCAGAUCCAUCUGGUGGAGCUGUUGGUGGCCCACGGAGCAGAUCUUAACGGGAAGUCUGUCUUGGAUGAGACCCCGCUAGAUGUCUGCGGAGACGAAGAGGUGCGCGCCAAACUCAUGGAGCUGAAGCACAAGCACGACGCCAUCAUGAAGUCGCACGACAAGCACAAGUCUCUUCUCCAGCGCCGCACCUCCAGUGCAGGCAGCCGAGGGAAAGUGGUGCGGCGAGUGAGCGUGACGGAGCGCACCAACCUCUACCGCAAGGAGCACGAGAAGGAAGCCAUCGUCUGGCAGCGGAUGGAGCACCGCGAGAGUGAAGGGGAGGGGGAGGACGAGGACCGCCAGACGGAUGCCGAACUCCAGCAGCCGCUUCCGGCUCCUGCGGCGGCCGAAGUGGAGGCGGUGAGACCGGGAGGCUCGCCGGGGGAGGAGGCGUCCCAGCGUAACGGCACGGCCCACCCCAAGCACCUGUACUCCAAGCGGCUGGACCGCAGCGUCUCCUACCAGCUGGCCACGCAGGAGGAGCUCAGCACGGAGAAGGCCCACCACACCCUGGCUGACCUUAAGCGCCAGCGGGCGGCCGCCAAGCUGCAGAGACACCACCCCGAGGAGUUCUCGGCCGGCCCGGGGGAGGCCCCCAACUCGGUGUACUACACGGCGGCCAGCGGGGAGCCCCCCCUCCUCAAGCUGACUGCCCCCGUGGAAGAGAGCUCGAUCGAGAAGAAGCGUUGCUGUUACGUGAUGUGAGCUGGAAGGGCCUCCCAACCGAGUGGGACAUCCAGUCGGGACCGGGGCCUUGGCUUCUCCCGAGGGCGGGGGCCGGUGCUGCCACCAGCCGACUCUUCUUCUUCGAGAGCUGAUCCGCGGGGCAGCCGCUGCUCCCUUCAGGCGCAAAACAGGAGCUCACCACAGUGUCUUUCUGUGGCGGGCACGGGAAUGUGGCCCGCCAGACUACAAUUCCCAGCAUGCAGUCCCUCUGCUGGGAGCUAUAGUCUCAGUGGGUCGUGUCUCUGUGUGAGGGGGCGACAGCCCUUCGGCUCUCCCGAGGGAGAGUCCCCGCCGCAGUCGGGUGACCCUUGCAGGCUUCAAGAUCUCAGGGAAGGACUGAGCGGUGUGACUGCAGGGGCGUCAGGGGGGGAGAAGCCCUCGUGGUUGUCCUGUGGCGUUGGCACUGUUGGCACUGCCAGCCAGGGCACACGUGAAGGCCAGCCUUCCAGCACCUGGUUGCGCUGCUAUGGACAUGGGGAAGGCCAGGCGUCCUCCUCCUGGGCUGCACCGUUCUGCGUCUGGGCCUUUCUGUUUCUCUGCGAUGAAAGCCGCGUGCUGCAGCCGACCUCCGGGGUGGAGGGGUGACGCCGGCCGCCCCGGCUGCCCCGGCUCUGUUUUCUCAGGUUCGACUCACGGGCACCCCUCCUCCCACUUUCCCAGCGUGCCUCUCCCUAGAAGGGCGUGAGCUGCUCCGGCUGAGUUUUGAGCGGAGCGCCCCUUCCCCGAGACGGCAGGCUUCUCCUUGGCCAUCUUCUGUGGCUCAGGGGAAGACCUGUGGGGAAGUCAAGCUGGGGAGGAGAGUCUUCCCUUUUCUCCCCUUGAAGGGGGGGGGCGGCUUGCUUGUCGGGCUCCGUUGUUGAGCAGCAGGGCCCGUUUGCGGCCAAGGAGUCUGGGGACCGGCCGGGUGGUCUAUAAGCGGUCUACGACUCCGCCUUGGGAACUGCCCUCCGUGAUGCAAAUGGCUUGGUUCCCUCCCCUGCAUCGGGGCUUCUGUCGCUUCUCAGCAGAGCUCUCUGGCUUUGGGGUGCAGCCCAAAGUGACCAGACGACAGUGGCCUUAACGGGCUGCCCACGGGGCAGAGAGGCACCAGCUGCUGGGCCAGGCAAUAGCCUCCACUCUCUGUGAUGGGCAGCCCCUCCGGAAGCGUCUUGCCUGAGAUUUUGGUGCGGGGAAGUCCAGCACUUUUGCUCUUGGGUGGGGGGGUCACCCGCGGGAGCCUUUUUUCCAGCUGUUUCGGGGGCUCCCUUGCAGACAAGCCAGCCGGACCUUCUCUUUGUGGGGGGAACCAAUUUGUACGAAGCGUUCCUUUUCCCGAUCCUUCAGAAGGCAGCCCCGUGGAGCAGCGGAUUCCCACCGACCCCAUGGAGGAUUUCCUCUCUCUCUCCCCCCCUCCCCAGUGGGUUUUGCACACCCUGAAUUUUCUAUUCUCUUUUGCAUAAUCUUUUUCUUAAAUUGUUAUCAGUGUUUUUCCCCCCACCCCCAAUGUCUUGUCCUGUCCUUGGUGGUCCUGAGACUUUCUUGUCAUUGAUAAGGCAAUAAAUUGAGCAGCUGCU
Gekko japonicus is the source of this 2441-nucleotide messenger RNA. RefSeq names its product protein phosphatase 1 regulatory subunit 16A-like. The record is from RefSeq and is a predicted model, not a curated record. The annotation marks the transcript as partial. The transcript is spliced from 5 exons. Gene Ontology annotation, molecular function: phosphatase regulator activity; enzyme inhibitor activity; protein binding. Gene Ontology annotation, cellular component: cytoplasm. NCBI's taxonomy places the organism in Eukaryota, Metazoa, Chordata, Lepidosauria, Squamata, Gekkonidae.